This is a messenger RNA of Ceratitis capitata (Mediterranean fruit fly), 1037 nucleotides long. Its product is annotated as protein late bloomer. The coding region runs from base 199 to 864 and encodes 221 amino acids. Gene Ontology annotation, cellular component: membrane. The transcript has 5 exons. Lineage: Eukaryota; Metazoa; Arthropoda; Insecta; Diptera; Tephritidae. The record is from RefSeq and is a predicted model, not a curated record.
AGAAAACAUUUCAAUUUGGCGCACAAAUACAGCUACAAGCGAAAUAUUAAUACAAUUUCCGCUCAUCGACUUGCAACACGAAAUACGCUUUUAACAGUAUUACCGAAAGUGCCGAACACGAAAUAUAAUAACGGUUAACACGCACCAAUAAUUUCAACUUGACCACCGUUAGUUGGAUUUUAUGCAAUUUAAUUAAAAAUGGCAUUGAAAAUUUCUAUAUUAAAAGCCAUUCUGGCGGUGGCCAACACAGUGCUGCCGCUACUUGGUAUUGGUCUGAUUGCACUUUCUGUUUACGAGCUAAAUACGUCAACGCCUGGAACUAUGCAACACAUUUCGAUUGUUAUACAAAUUUUUAUUGGCUCAUUUGUGGUGUUGACCUCCUUUCUGGGUUGCUUUGGACUGUGUCGCGUGUCGUUGGGUCUAACUUGGAGUUACGUAAUUUGCAUGCUGAUCUUACUGACAUUCCAAAUUUAUUUGAUCACCGUUGCCGGCGUAACGGAUUAUGUACAAAAUACAACUGAUCACUUGAACAAAUUGUGGAGCAAUGUGACUGUGAAUGCUGCAGAGAUUGCGCAGGUGGAGCAACAGUACGAAUGUUGCGGCAAAUUGGGCUCCAAGGAUUAUAUACUAUUGGAAAGGCGUAUACCGAAGAACUGCUACCGAAACUUUUCUGGUCAAGAGAGUGAUUUGUUCAAAGAAAGCUGUUUGACGGUACUCCAGGGCAUGGCACGGAAAUGCGGUAGCACAGGACUCGCUAUUAAGUUGACGCUAUUCGGUUUUGAGGUUGUGGCUCUAUUUUUUGCUGGCUUUAUGGGUAUUACCAUACGGAAUAUGCGACGUAGAGAUCAAUUUGUGGACAAUUAAAAUUCAUGUCGACAGCCACAUAAAAAUAAGCAUAUUUUGUAUUAAUCACCUCAUACAAAGAUCUCUUAGGUGGAUAACUGAAAUAUCUGAGGAGACACAGUUUCGAAUCUCCAUUUUUGUAGCCUACAGCGAAUAUGCCCACCAAAUACUAAAUAUUAAAAAAUUGAUUGUUU